UCCAGUGUUCUGUGUUCUUUUGCGCUACCCCAAAAUUUCUCUUUCAAUAUCGGCUACAUCACAUAGUAGUACAACCAACAUGCGUGAAGAGUCAGAUUCAACUGUUGAGCAGUUAAUUUUAAACAAAAAGAGAGAGGCAUUGGGACAAUAGUUGUGAAGGUGAAAGAGCCGGAUCCUGAUCAUCUGGAGCGAAUCAGGAUGUUGCAAGGAAGUUUCUAUUUACUCCACUGAGCACAGGACCCCACCAAUGAUUUGAAUUUAGAAAUAUCGAUGACAUGAGUUAGGUUCGAAGGGCGCAGUAUAAUUUACCUAACCUACCCAGGCACGAACCGCGGACGACGAACAAGGAUGAUUCGGUGAGACUUGCUGCUUCAAGUCGGUCCGAAACCUGUGUCGCAGCAGCGUUUAUCUAUCUAUCAGAGAGAAGUGAUAGAGCAACCACGUGCAAAGAAAGAUGUUGUAGGAAGAAGUUUAUCUUCCAUGACUUUCGGCCCGCGUAGAAUCGCACCGGUUGUACUCAUGCUUUGUCGGUAAGCCUUGGUGGUGGAUCAUAGCGACGUUUGAGGGUUCUUGCGAAGGUGCUGUGGGAAGAUCACAUCCUCGAGGCGACCAGAACGCGAAGGAAUUGUGGAGCAAGAUCCAUGUCUUGCGAAACGUUCUUCGUGCAGAAUCCGAAUGGACAGGUGUCCACCAUCGCCGGAGCGGACGCCAUCGAGCCACCACCCGCGAACCCUAGGAUAACCUGCCACCAUUGCAGGACGCUACUGGAGUACCCCGAUGGAAGUACUGACUUAAAAAAAAUACUUGAUGACUCUAUUUUCUAUUGGAGCACAGCGGCCUCACUACACCCGCAUGCUACCGCAUUACUCGAAUGAUUUAUGGAAAACGAUUGCGAUUCCAGGACCAGGACUGGGAUGUAAACUUGCAUGUCAACAAGGGCACCCCCUCUGUGUGGCAAAAAUGUACGUAAAACUAACAACAGGCUCCUACGUGCAGUGCUUUGUCUGUUCUGCCAUGAAUGCAGUCGUCACUACAGAAGCAACCGCAGAGGGAGAAGAGUACCCGAUCGGAGGAAGGACAAUCAACAUGCUCUGUGCGGUUUGCGGAACAUCGAAUCUGGGUAAGUUUUUAUCUGUCUUGCUAGUUGUCCGUGGCAAAAAGAAAGGCAAUAUAAACUCCCCCUUGCGACUAUCAUGAAGACGUUCGGUCGUGAUACUUAAAUAAACUUGUCAUCGUGCAACAUGAUUCAGUACACUACCUGUCACAAUAAACAUUAUCAACAGCUCCAUGGGGUACGCACUACGUAAGAUGUGGUAGCUGCGGCACGGUGUCGGACGUGAGCCAUAUCUACCACCGCGCCUCUCAGCACCGACGCUCGCAUGGACAAGGGGCACAGAGCGGCGUAGGGUGAAGGACGUGCUUCUCCGCAUCAAAUUGAGCCCAGUUUUGAUUGCCGCAGAAGUCUUUGAUCACGAAAAAUAGAGAAUCGAUAGAAGAAGUUGAUACUGAAAGCACACUUGUACUUUUUUUGUCCCUAAUAUUUUACGUUGUUUUAUUCACCAGGCUCUGCUGGAUACUUUUGAUGAAAGAAGAGUAUCUCUUGUCACCCCUGUUGCAGGCGCGCACGUUGUCAUAUACACAGGACCUCUUGGUGGUGUUUGUAGGACUUGUGCGCGAAAGGAUACAAAAAAUACAGGAGAUUUGAAAAUAGAUUGUACGUAGACAAGAUAUGACCCUUAGAGGAAUCGGUGGUAGUACUGGAAAUAGGAAGAUUCCUUGGUACUAGAGACGUGAUAGGCAAAGACAACGACGGAAAAUACAAAAAUUUCCGGGCACGGGACUAGAAAGAGAUGUGAUGAUUUUGAGGAAUUCUGAAACUGUUUUUUGCAAAGUCAAAAGAGCGCGGACAUGAUAGAUCCACAUAGAAAUACGAUCGGAAAUAAGUAGUUGUGGUCCA
Molecule: messenger RNA, 1957 nt
Organism: Amoebophrya sp. A120
Lineage: Eukaryota; Dinophyceae; Syndiniales; Amoebophryaceae
Source: the annotation of a GenBank genome assembly